CUCUUCCCUAAACUCUUUAACAAUGGACGUCGUCUCAAAUUUCAUAUCUGAAUUGCGCAAUAAGAACCUUCUAUCCAGUAACCUUGGUGUAGUCAGUACUGCUACAAUUGGAGUUCUUCUUUUGCUGGCUCUUAAGUAUCCUGAUCGUGCCAUCUUUACUGAACAUCGGGAUGGUGUGCCUCAUGAGAAAGGUCUUCCCCUUGUUGGUCAUUUAUUCGGGCUACUAAAGAACAAGUAUCGAAUCCAUGACUUUCAAACCGACAAAUUUGUAAAACUGGAUACUAUGACAAUGACAAUGUCUGUGCUGGGUAUUCCCCGUACUAUAUUUACUAUCGAUCCGCGUAAUGUUGAGCAUGUUUUGAAAACAAACUUUGAAAACUAUGUAAAGAGUACUUGGUUUAGUGAAUGUACUGUGCAUCUCUUCGGUCACGGUAUCUUAAAUUCCAAUGGAGCACAAUGGAGAUGGCAGCGCAAAGCAGCAAGUCUUAUCUUUAACGUCAAGAACUUCCGAGAUCAAUUUACAGACGUAUUUGUGGAUGAAGUUGAGAUCUUGUGCAAUGAGAUACUCGAAAAGGCCGUGGUUUCUGGAGAGGCAGUCGAUCUCCACGAACACAUAUUCCGUUUUACCCUCGAUUCUUUUGUCUACCUUGGUUUUGGUAUUCAAUUGAAUUCAUUAAAGACAAAGGAAGAAGUAGAUUUUGCUGCUUCCUUUGACGCAUGCCAGCUAUACUCGCUCGAAAAAUUCAUGAACCCUAUGAUUGAGUAUACAGCCAUAAUUGACAGAAUUCUGCACCCUAGAAAGAAAACGAUAAAGCAACACAUCGAAACCAUAGACAAUUUUUCUUCAGCUGUGAUUUCUAAGCGUCGUACAGAACUUGCAAACGGUGGGACACCUAAUGACCUAUUGUCCCGUUUUAUGGGCGCCAAGAAUGAGAAAGACGAACCUUUGAGUGAUAAAGAAUUGAAGGACAUUUCAUUGAACUUCAUUAUUGCUGGUCGUGACACCACUGCUGUAGCUCUCACCUGGGUAUUCUAUUGUUUGUUUAACGCACCAGAGGUUGAAAAGAAGCUCCUUGAAGAAAUUACGAAUUGCAUCAAGGAUGAAAAGAAGAUGGAUUCGGCCGAGAUUUAUGAGACUAUCAAGAACAUGACUUAUGCUCAUGCAGUAUUCUACGAAGUUCUCCGGUUAUAUCCUCCAGUCCCUAAUAACCAGAAAUAUGCUCUUAAUGACGAUAUACUUCCAGAUGGCACACAUGUACUAAAGGGUGACAAUGUAGCCUGGUCGCCUUACGGAUCCAGUCGAAACAAAAAGAUCUGGGGUCCCGAUGCGGCAAAUUUUGAUCCUGAACGAUGGAUCACUCUGGAAGGUAAUCUUCGUCGUGAAACACAAGGCAGAUGGUCAGUUUUCAACGGUGGUCCAAGAGUCUGUCUUGGUCAAAGCUUUGCUACUUUGGAAGCAUUAGUUGUAAUCAUCUUCUUGUUUAAGAGAUACAAGUUUACCAUGCUUCCGAACCAAGACAUUACCUACGAGACUUCCUUAACCUUGCCUAUGAAGAAUGGUUUGAGGGUCAAAGUCGAGAAGCGUGUUUAAUCAAUUGUAUCGGACACUCUCCUCUAUAUGAGCUUGUCCUCAUUCAACUCCCACAAUGUCCAUACAGCAUACACACAUUCAAAAUAAUAUUUUAUAUAUAACUUCAAUACAAUUACUUUACAUAAAUAAAUAAAUAUAUCAAAAUUUAUUCGGC
Phycomyces blakesleeanus NRRL 1555(-) is the source of this 1745-nucleotide messenger RNA. Its product is annotated as cytochrome P450 CYP5203. Gene Ontology annotation, molecular function: heme binding; monooxygenase activity; oxidoreductase activity, acting on paired donors, with incorporation or reduction of molecular oxygen. NCBI's taxonomy places the organism in Eukaryota, Fungi, Mucoromycota, Mucoromycetes, Mucorales, Phycomycetaceae. The coding region runs from base 23 to 1591 and encodes 522 amino acids. The record is from RefSeq and is a predicted model, not a curated record. The transcript has 7 exons.